AUGGAUCUUUUUUCUUCUUAUUAUGAUCAUGAUUAUACUGGUUUAACUGUGACAAAUGAUCCCGUGUUAGCAUAUAUUGGAGGGUAUGUAGCUAGGAAAGCAACACGAUUUACAAAGUGUUUAAAUUGCCUCUCAUCUCUGAAAUCAGAAAUAUCUCAUUCAAGAGAUGUUUUCAUUGAUAAAUUAUCUCAUGGACAUCUAAUAAAACCAUCGGAAAAAUUAUUUAAAUUAAUAAGUACUAUGGAGGCUGCGACGCUUUAUGUUUUAAAUGAAGAAGGACUUAGCAGUGAAGUACUAUUUAGCAUUUGUUCUAAACUUGAACAGAUAGAGUCACUACAACUUAUUGGAUGUGAUCUCCAUGCAGAUGGCUUAACAUCUUCUAUAGUUAACUUCUUUCUUAUAACAAGGGUACAUUUUGUUUGUUCUCGAUCCAAUUCUAUAGACAAUGCAAAGAAAGAAAAAUCAAAACUUCAUAGAAAGUCUGCAAAGUUAGUUUAA
This is a messenger RNA of Macrosiphum euphorbiae (potato aphid), 498 nucleotides long. NCBI's taxonomy places the organism in Eukaryota, Metazoa, Arthropoda, Insecta, Hemiptera, Aphididae. The record is from the annotation of a GenBank genome assembly.